UGAUAACUCCUUGGUUUUGGUCCUAUUGGCCAUCACCCUGUGGAUGCAGAAGUGCCCAAUACGUUCCUCUGUUAUUUUAUUUCUUUCAAAGUUUUGUUUUGGUCAUCAAAGUCGUCGCAAAAUUCCAACUACCCAACGCCACGAGAAUCAGAUCCAUCCAUUUCUCUCUCUCUCUCUCUCUCUCCCUCAUCAAUGGCGAUCAACCCAAACCCUUACCCCUGAAACCUCACUCUCCGAAAUGCCAUGCUUUCUCCUCCCCCCACCUAACCCCACUUUCUCCAUUCCAUCUGGGUAUUCCCCGAAUCGCAAAAAGCCAUGGUCUUUGCCAAAAUCGCAUCACUCGUCGCCCCCAAUUCACAUUCCCUCCCCCACCCCCUUUCUCUCCAGGAUCUCUCCUCGUACCACCGCCACCUCGAACCACCCCUCCAAGGCGGAACAACCUCGUCCUCACGCAACAAAUGCCUCAGACUCUCACUCUACCUCGCCACCUUCCUGUUCCUAACUUACCUCCUCUUCCUCCUCCUCUACUCCUACUGGGCCCACGCUUCCUCCGCCAAGUACUACGUUGUCCUCGACUGCGGCAGCACCGGCACCCGCGUCUACGUCUACCGCGCCUCCGUCCGCUUCAACCGCCACACCACUCUCCCAAUCGCCAUCACCUCCCUGAGAAACCCCUCCCACAAGAAGCCUCCCACCGGCCGCGCCUACGAUCGAAUCGAAACCGAACCCGGUAUCGAUAAAUUAGUAAACAACGUGUCUGGUUUGAACAAUGCACUGAAACCUUUGCUCAGGUGGGCCAAGAAGCAGAUACCAGUGAGUGCUCACAAGUCUACAUUUUUGUUCCUUUAUGCCACUGCUGGUGUUAGGAGGCUUCCUGUUAGUGAUUCUCGGUGGCUGCUUGAUAAUGCUUGGUCUGUGCUUAAAGACUCUCCCUUUGUGUGCCAAAGGGAUUGGGUUAAGACUAUUUUGGGUCCCGAAGAGGCUUAUUUUGGGUGGAUAGCUCUUAAUUAUGAUAGUGGCAUUUUGGGGGUUAGGCCUAGGAAGGCUACUUAUGGUGCUCUUGACUUGGGUGGCUCUUCCUUGCAGGUCACGUUUGAGAGUGAUCAGCAGCUGAAUAGUGAGACUAGUUUGUAUGUUAGGAUUGGAUCUGUGAGCCAUCAUCUCACCGCGUAUUCGCUGCCGGGGUAUGGACUCAACGAGGCAUUUGGUAAGUCUGUGGUGUAUUUGUUUAGGAAGGAGUUUGGAUUGGGUGAUGUGGAUGUGGGUAGUGGUGGGAAUAUUGAGUUGAAACAUCCUUGCUUGCAGGAGGGGUAUAGGGAGGAAUACUUGUGUUCUCGUUGUUUGUCUAGUAAGAAAGGUGGGAAUGGAGGGUUUGGAGGAACUCCAUUAGUGCUUGUUGGUGCUCCCAAUUGGGGGGAGUGCAGCACGCUUGCAAAAGUUGCUGUGAAUUUGUCUGAGUGGUCUGAUCAUGGUGCUGGGCUUGAUUGUGGAGCGCAGCCUUGUGCUUUGGGUGAUAAUCUGCCUCGCCCAUAUGGACACUUUUAUGUGAUUUCUGGAUUUUAUGUGGUGUAUAGGUUUUUCAACUUGACUUCUGAGGCCACGCUUGACGAUGUGUUGGUGAGGGGUAAGGGUUUUUGUGGAAAGAGGUGGGAUGUUGCAAAGAGAAGUGUUGCUCCGCAGCCCUUUAUUGAGCAGUACUGCUUCAGGGCACCCUACAUUGCCUCUUUGCUGAGGGAGGGUUUGCACAUUAAUGAUAACCAGAUAACUGUUGGCUCUGGAAAUAUCACUUGGACACUUGGGGUUGCCUUGUUGGAAGCUGGAAAGGCGUUUUCCACUAGAUUUGGGCUUCGUGACUUGGAGCUUUUUCAGAUGAAGAUAAAUCCUCUUGUUCUUGUGCCCCUUUUGUUGCUUUCUUUUAUUCUUCUUCUUUGUGCUUUAUCAUGUAUUGGCAAUUGGAUGCCAAGGUUUUUCCGGAGGCAAUAUCUUCCCAUUUCCAGGCAUAACAGUGUUUCUGGUGCUUCUGUUCUCAACAUACCAUCUCCUUUUCGGUUCCAGCGAUGGAGUCCAAUGAACUCUGGGGAUGGAAGACUUAAGAUGCCUCUGAGCCCAAAAAUUGCAAGUUCACAACAAAGCCCGUUUGGUCUAGGGCAUGGUCUUGACAACAACAGUGGUGGCGUCGAGCUUAUGAAGUCUUCAUUGUACCCAUCAGCUAGUAAUGUCUCACAUAGUUAUUCCUCAAACAGUUUAGGGCAGAUGCAGUUUGACAGUGGCAACAUGGGUGCCUUCUGGUCCCCACACAGAAGUCAGAUGCGUCUGCAGAGUAGGAGAUCACAGUCUCGAGAAGACCUGAAUUCCUCAUUGGCUGAAGUUCAUCUGGUGAAGCCGUGAAGGUUUAAGGCAAUGUCUUCUGAAAACAUUGCAUUUCAGAGAUUUUUGUCAUGGAGAUGACUGUAGCUAAAGGUGAAGCCAGAUCAAUUGAUUAAUGAAUUUGCAUCUCCUGGAGAUCACUUCUAAACUGGAUUGCUCCACGAGUUGCAUAGCACAAACAAACACAAUCUAGGCAUCGGCUCAUCUCGCCCGUAGUGGCUUCUUGAUGUCAGCAUGUUCUGCCUCAGCGAUUUAGUUUUUCUGGUGCCACUAACCCUUCAGAAGCUAAGUCAAGCAUCUAAGACUAACAAGCAGAAGAAAGGAUGUAUUUCAUAACAUUGAGACUGUUCCUAUACCAUUCUUUAGACUCAUUAACUGCCAUUAUUAUAGAGAAUGUCUUAUUGUUUCAUAGGUGACUCAUGAUGAGUUGGAAAAUCAAUUAGAAAAGAUGAACAUCACGGAGAAGUUGUUACAUAGCACAAUCCCUCACAUCUUAUAAGUUAAAAAAGCUACUGAAUUGACUUCA
This is a messenger RNA of Glycine soja, 2893 nucleotides long. Its product is annotated as probable apyrase 7. The record is from RefSeq and is a predicted model, not a curated record. Gene Ontology annotation, cellular component: membrane. Lineage: Eukaryota; Viridiplantae; Streptophyta; Magnoliopsida; Fabales; Fabaceae. Gene Ontology annotation, molecular function: nucleoside diphosphate phosphatase activity. The transcript has 3 exons. Bases 316 to 2388 code for a protein of 690 amino acids. Gene Ontology annotation, biological process: nucleoside diphosphate catabolic process.